Thlaspi arvense is the source of this 3054-nucleotide messenger RNA. The record is from the annotation of a GenBank genome assembly. Lineage: Eukaryota; Viridiplantae; Streptophyta; Magnoliopsida; Brassicales; Brassicaceae.
UCCGUUGCCGCUGUGCUCUCCGGAAUCCGAGCAGGGUUCUCCAGCGGGAAGAAGAUGCCGAUUUACAGAAUCAGAGGAAUCGAUGUUGACUUCCCAUUCGAGGCCUACCCUUCUCAGAUCACUUACAUGGACCGAGUAAUCGAGUCUCUGCAAAACAAAUGUCACGCACUUUUGGAGAGUCCUACGGGAACUGGGAAAACGCUGUGUCUUCUAUGUGCCACCUUAGCCUGGAGAAAGAGUCUGGGCAGUUUCUCUACCCUUAAGGAUCGGAAGAAGAGUGAGUUUCCUUGGACAGAUUCAGACGAGCAAAUGUCGCAACCCGGAGGAGGAGGAGGAGCAGGUUUUCCUACCAUAGUUUAUGCGUCUCGGACUCAUAGUCAGCUCCGCCAAGUGAUUAAAGAACUGAAAAGAUGUAGCUACAGGCCUAAGAUGCUGGUGCUUGGAUCACGUGAGCAAUUAUGCGUCAAUGAGCAAGUGAAUUCACUCCGAGGAAAGGCACUCACCAAUGCUUGUCAGUACCUUUGCAAAAAGCGUGGAAAACGCCAAUGUGACCAUUUCAAUCGGGUUCCAGGUACUUUUCCUUAUUCGGACUCUACCACUUCGCUGUCGAACGACUUGCGCCUGCCUAUUGCAACAUCACACAACCAUUGCCUGCUUGCAGAUUAUUUGAAGCACAACCCUCACAUUGGCGACGAACCAGUUGACAUCGAGGAUUUGGUCAAUAUUGGAAAAGAUUCUGGACCAUGCCCAUAUUAUAUCACAAGAGAGGUUCACAAGGACGUAGACAUCUUAUUUACACCAUACAACUACUUGAUCAGCAAUGCCUAUAGGAAGUAUUUGAAGGUCAACUGGAAUAGUAGCGUCCUGAUUUUUGAUGAAGCUCACAAUCUAGAAAGUUUAUGCGCAGACUCAGCUUCAUUUGACCUUCCUUCUGUGCUUUUAUCGGCUUGCAUUUCUGAGGCGCAAGAAUGUGUAGAACUAGCGUCAGCAAGAAGGGGUUCAUUAAAUGACGGGUCCAUGAACCCUGAGAAUUUUGCCAUACUUAAAGGACUUCUAUUAAAGUUGCAGGAACUGAUUUCUAAAGUGCCAAUUCCGAGAAGGGAUGAGGGAUUUACCAAGCCUGGGCCUUACAUAUAUGAAAUGCUUAAAAGCCUCAACAUUACUCAGGAAACUGCUCCUAAACUCAUCGAUACAGUUGAGGAAGCUGCAGUGCUCCUGGAUGAGGAGAAACAGCGAACAGGGACCAACGCUGGAAGCAAACUAGAAAUCAUUGCUGACAUGCUUAAACUGAUCUUUAGAGAAAAUGGAAGUAACCAUGCAGAUGUUUACCGUGUUCAUAUACAGGAGCUUGAGCAAAAUUCUACUGAUGUCAUUAAAGGCAAGGCAUCAAGAACGCUUAGCUGGUGGUGUUUCAAUCCUGGGAUCACCAUGCAGGAUAUAGCAAAAAAAGGUGUUGGGACUAUCAUUUUAACAUCGGGGACCUUGUCUCCCAUGGAUUCAUUGGCUCAAGAACUAAAAUUAGACUUUCCUGUUCGGUUGGAGAAUCCCCAUGUUAUAUCCUCAAAUCAGCUAUGGGCUGGAGUUGUAAUUAACUUUUCUCGAGUUGUGCCUGAUGGGCUGCUGGUAUUUUUCCCUUCCUACUACCUUAUGGACCGUUGCAUUGCAUUUUGGAAAGAUGGGUGUCACGGGAACUCAAUGACAAUAUGGGAAAGAAUCUGCAAACUAAAGAAACCUGUCAUUGAACCUAAAGAUUCUUCCCUCUUUCCUGCAGCAAUGCAGGACUUUUCAGAAAAAUUGCAAGACAGAUCAAUUUUGGGUGCGGUAUUUUUUGCAGUUUGUCGUGGAAAGGUCAGUGAAGGACUGGAUUUUGCUGACGGCGCUGGCAGAGCUGUUGUCAUUACUGGGUUACCUUAUGCCAGGGUGACUGAUCCUAGGACUGGCACUGAGAGCAUUGAUAACCCAUUUUUAAAACAGGUUAAACUGAAACGAGAGUUUUUGGAUGAGCAAUCACAACUUGCAGAUGUCAAGUUUCCAAGAUCAACCUUUCUCUCUGGAAGCAUGUGGUACGGUCAAGAAGCCGCACGGGCUGUGAAUCAGGCUAUUGGACGUGUUAUCCGCCAUCGCCAUGAUUAUGGAGCUAUCAUUUUCUGUGAUGACAGAUUUGAACAGCCGUCCCAACAGUCCAAGAUAUCACUGUGGAUACGACCGUAUGUCAAGUGCUACCCUAGAUAUGGAGAGGUCAUUUCUGACCUUGCUCGGUUUUUCCGGACUGAAAGAUUAAAUUUUCCUGCAAUGCGUGUAACAGAGCAAGAGAACAAUAUAGUUUCUACAUUGUUACCAACGGAGUCAACCAAGGAUGCUCCUAUGGGUGAUAGUUAUGUAAAGAGCGCUGGGGUUGCACGAAAUGAGUUGGGUAGACUGGAAGCAAUGCCUCCUGCAAAUCAAGCUUCAGCUUCGGAGCGUGUUGGAAGUAAUGUAAAAUGGAAAGGCCUGACCAUUCUACAACGUAAGGGCAAGAUGCCUCGCAUUGUAAAGGGAGAGGCGAUGCAGGCUUGUUCUUCACGGAAGACAAAGUUUAUAGAAAUAAGUGACGAGGAGACUCCGGAAGAGAGGAGAUGUGAAGUAGUUGAUCUAGAAUGCAACAACUAUGAGAAGCAGACUUGUGAAACAGAGAAGGCUGCAUCGGGCACCUGCUUCAACACAAUGGGGCUAAUAAAAAAGCGAAAGGUUCCAGAGAGUCAGGGAACUGCAUCAUCGUCCUCGUUGUCUAAAGAGAUAGGGAAUAGAGGUGGUGAUAACAAGGAAGCAAGUGCAUCUGCAUUUUUGAGCCAGGUGAAAGAAAAGCUCAACACAGAAGAAUAUAACAAGUUCAUUGGAUACAUGCAAGCAUUGAAGAAGAAGGAGCUUAAAUUAUUGAACGUGAUGCAAUCCAUUGUGCAGCUGUUCUGUGGGGCAGAUAGAGAUCAUCUUCUCAUGGGAUUCAGGGACUUUGUGCCAGUAAAGCAUCGUCCUGCAUAUGAGCAAUGCAUCAAAACGAGGAAAAGAGAAGCCUGA